Molecule: messenger RNA, 579 nt
Organism: Grus americana (Whooping crane)
Lineage: Eukaryota; Metazoa; Chordata; Aves; Gruiformes; Gruidae
Product: MYND-type zinc finger-containing chromatin reader ZMYND8-like
Exons: 4
Source: RefSeq, a predicted model, not a curated record
CUCAGAUAAUGCAAUUUCAAUUGUAUAAUAGGUUCUGUGGAAAUGAGACGUGAAGUUUUUCCUAUUUAAGGCUCGGCUUAUCAUAGUAUCUAAAGAAAUCACACUGUCCGUAUAUGGUUGCUACGGAUGGCUCCUGCUUGCCAGAGCUGCACAAAGAUAAUCGCUCAGGAAGUGUUUCAGCCAAUCCCCUGAAGCUUUACAUUCAGAUUUACCGAAGUAGCCAAUCCGGGAUUAGCUUUUAUUAGGAAGACAGAUCAUCAAGCUGAAGUGCCAAGCCCUUUCUGCCUGAGUACUGAGAGCCUGUCCUCCAUGUUUUAUAAGUAUUGACAUAACACUGUGUUAACAAUGCAUCCACAGAGCUUGGCUGAAGAGGAAAUAAAGGCAGAGCAGGAGGUGGUGGAGGGGAUGGAUAUCUCCACUCGAUCCAAAGAUCCUGGCUCUGCUGAACGCACAGCACAAAAAAGGAAAUUUCCCAGCCCUCCACAUUCCUCUAAUGGCCACUCACCACAAGAUGCAUCAACAAGUCCUAUAAAAAAGAAAAAGAAACCUGGUCUAUUGAACAGUAAUAAUAAAGAGCAG